Molecule: messenger RNA, 680 nt
Organism: Carlito syrichta (Philippine tarsier)
Lineage: Eukaryota; Metazoa; Chordata; Mammalia; Primates; Tarsiidae
Gene: SH2D6
Product: SH2 domain containing 6
Exons: 8
Biological process (GO): cell surface receptor protein tyrosine kinase signaling pathway; intracellular signal transduction
Cellular component (GO): cytoplasm
Source: RefSeq, a predicted model, not a curated record
UGCAGGUGGCCGCGAAGCAGGGACCUGUCUUUGGGAGUCAAGAGCAAGAGGCACAGCCCAGAGUGUCCUGGCCUUGACCCAGUCUCUGAGCUCCCAAGUCCUGGUGCCUUCAGUCUCUCUGCCAAGGGCUUCGGUGGGGCCCAGGGAGCAGCAGAUGCCGCCUCUCGAGGAAGGAGACCAUCUCUUUCCUCCGUAGCCCACGCUGGGAGUGUGUCAGCUGCUGAGGACGGCAGCCUGCUGGCUCAACCUUGGUACUCGGGGAACUGUGACCGCCAUGCCGUCGAGAGCACCCUGCUCCGCUUACAGAAGGACGGGGCCUACACCGUGCGCCCCAGCUCAGGGCCUCACAGCGCUCAGCCCCUCACCCUGGCCGUGCUGCUCCGAGGCCGCGUGUUCAACAUUCCCAUCCGACGGCUGCAUGGCGGGCAGCACUAUGCCCUGGGCAGGGAAGGCAAGAACCACGAGGAGCUCUUCCCCUCUGUGGUCGCCAUGGUCCAGCACUACGCACAGCACCCCCUACCCCUGGUGGACAGACACAGCGGCAGCCGGGGACUCACCUGCCUGCUCUUCCCGACCAAGCCCUGAGGCCACAGCGACCACAUGCCCACCUCUGGCCCUGCUGUUUGCUCUUGCCCGGCUCCACCUUGGGCUGGCUUCCUCUCUCCUUCCCCACUUCCUGC